AUGCUCGGGCGGGUUGAUAAUUAUGCCCAGAGCCCAGCUUCGCCGAUGAAGGCCCAGGGAUCUGAAACCCCUUUCUACCCACCAAAGAAGGUCCGAAAUGGACGGAAAUUUGGCCUUUGGCACUUUCUAGAAGUACCAAAGGCAGCGGCUGAUAUGAGCGUCAAGGACGUCGUUUAUGACGCGGUGGUAAAGGCGAUGGUCAGCGAUGCCCCGAAGGACGAUGAAUUCUACCGGCGGCUCGGGAAGACAGUAGCAGACGUGGUGAAAGGAGAGCACCGGGAAGCGCACGCCAACGAGUGCGAUCAUCGUCUGUCGGCGGCGAUGAGAGAGCAGGUCGAAUGGGCCGUCGCAAAAUUGCCGGCACAGGCGCGUGGUCUGGAAGCUGACCAAUCUCCAAUGACAUGGUUAGACAGACGAGGUCGCGCGGAAAUUCAACCCGUGAGACCGUCUUGUAUCGUUAUUAGCCACGUCUCAGAGAUAUGGGAAUUAUCACAGUAUCAAACAGCGAAUACAACGAUGACAACCCAAGUCAAAUUCUUAAUCCAGAAACUGAAAACCCAGGUGACUAGACGAGUCUCGGCGGCGGUAAGAACAGCUGGGACGGCGGCUGCUCACCUAGAUAAUCUCGAGAAUUCCCUCGUUGGAAGAACUCCGAACUUCUAUGCCGAUUUGGACUACGCUCAAGAAGGCUUAGGAGGUCUUGGUCCGACUGGCUGA
Messenger RNA from Caenorhabditis bovis, 717 nucleotides. The record is from the annotation of a GenBank genome assembly. Lineage: Eukaryota; Metazoa; Nematoda; Chromadorea; Rhabditida; Rhabditidae.